AUGGAGGCUUCUUCUUCUUUGAAAUGGAGCUCUGAAAAUGGGUUUCAACCUCAUGUUCUUGCUGUUGAUGAUAAUCUUGUUGAUCGUAAACUUGUUGAAAAGUUGCUCAAAAACUCCUCUUGUAAAGUAACAACGGCAGAAAAUGGUCUUAGUGCUUUGGAGUUUUUAGGUUUGUUGGAUGAACAUAAUCAACACAGCAACUUAGAAUCCUCCAAUAGGUCAAAGGUAAAUAUGAUCAUCACAGAUUAUUGCAUGCCAGGAAUGACUGGAUAUGAACUUCUCAAGAAAAUCAAGAGAUCUUCGAUGCUGAAGGAAGUUCCUGUGGUGAUUGUAUCCUCGGAAAACGUGCCCAAUCGAAUCAACAAGUGUUUGGAGGAAGGAGCAGAGAUGUUCAUGUUGAAACCUUUGAAACAAUCUGAUGUGGUGAAACUCAAGUGUCAGUUGAUGAAUUGAGAAAAUUUUAAAAAUUCCAUUUUUCUAAAUUAUUAUUAUUAUUAUUAUUAUGUUUCUUUUUUGGAUGAAACAUUUGAAAAGCCUUCUUGAUGUUAUGCAAGUUUUGUGGAAGGUU
Benincasa hispida (wax gourd) is the source of this 568-nucleotide messenger RNA. It is a transcript of the gene RR16, whose product is annotated as response regulator 16. NCBI's taxonomy places the organism in Eukaryota, Viridiplantae, Streptophyta, Magnoliopsida, Cucurbitales, Cucurbitaceae. The record is from RefSeq and is a predicted model, not a curated record. Gene Ontology annotation, biological process: phosphorelay signal transduction system; cytokinin-activated signaling pathway.